Molecule: messenger RNA, 1398 nt
Organism: Cryptomeria japonica (Japanese cedar)
Lineage: Eukaryota; Viridiplantae; Streptophyta; Pinopsida; Cupressales; Cupressaceae
Exons: 4
Coding region: 1-1398 (465 amino acids)
Biological process (GO): mismatch repair
Cellular component (GO): MutLalpha complex
Molecular function (GO): ATP binding; mismatched DNA binding; ATP hydrolysis activity
Source: RefSeq, a predicted model, not a curated record
AUGUCUAUCAAGCAGAUAGAUGACGCUUCCGUAAGAUUCAUUGCAUCUGGGGAAAAGAUAAGCGAUAUUGAGGAUGCCAUUAGAGAGUUAUUAGAAAAUUCUAUUGAUGCUGGCGCUAAAGUCAUCGAAAUCAGAAUGGCGCGAUUUGGUACUGAUUCGAUCGAAGUAUUAGAUGAUGGAACAGCCAAGACAGAAUUUAUGGCCAGAAGUGAGGGCACUACAGUUGUCGUCAAAAAUCUAUUUCAUUCAUUACCUGUAAGGAGAAGAGAAUUAAUAACAACUGCUAAGCGACAAUAUGACAAAGUCGAUUUCGGUGUGAAAGUUAUGGAAUCACUACUCCCCAUAAAACAAGCAGGUGAACCAGCAAUUCUAUCGAACCAAAAUGACGAACCAGUCGAUAUUCUUGAUCAGCACUCUACUCUCGAUGAGACAGGUGAAAAGAGCGAUAUCACUGGCACCGAUACCUCAGAUUCCAUAAGUGCACCUAGUUUUAAAGUCAGCUUACCACCAAAGCAAGAAUUAUUCUUUACAAGAACUCGCAAAUCUAAAUUUGCACGCUUAAAACCUCAAUAUUCCUUCUACGGUUACAUAUCAAAAGUCAAUGAAGGCAGAAACUCAUCCGAUUGUCAAUUUAUUUAUAUCAACAAAAAGCCUUGUGAUGUACCAAAAGUGUCUAAGCUAAUCAAUGAAGUUUAUCGCACUUAUUCCAACAACCAAUUUCCUUUUUACUGUCUAUUCAUAAUUGUGCAACCUUGGGCAUGCGAUUUCAAUGUACCUCGAAAAAGAGCUGUUAUUUUACAAGACGAAAACAAGUUAUGUGAAAUUUUGCGGGAAUCGCUCGAAAUUGUCUUAGUUGAUUCGAUACCACAGACAACGUCUCAAGAAAAAACAACCAUCACUCUACCUCUGUGUGAAGGAUCUGGAUCUGAUUUUGCCUCAGUUUGUUCCGAGUUGUCUACAUCUGUCGAAAAUCCAAAUUGUGACAAUGCAGAAGUUUAUUCAGAAGUAACUGAAUCAAAAUCAAACACUGUUAGCAGCCAAUAUUUUGACAUAAUGAACCAGCAGGCCCCUGAAAAGGAAAUCAUUAAACCUUGUGAUACAACCAAUCAUGAAAGACGUGGAUUUGUUACUGCAUUAGAAUAUAUCAAUUCUAAUGCCCAUCAAGCAUUAUUAGCGAAGGAAGAUGAUUCCAUAACAGAUAUAUGCCUCUUUCGUCAAAACAAAGUGGAACAAGAAGUUGCUUUUGAUGGUGAGGCUUCAAGUUCGUAUCGAACAUAUGGAAGACCUCGGAGCUGUUCUCAGGAGAGAACGAUGUCAACGUAUGACGAUUGCGGAUUCAAAAGAAUACACUUUUGCGAUACAUCCAAAAUUCAACGUAGUCGCGGAACAGGAGCUUAA